Messenger RNA from Cynocephalus volans (Philippine flying lemur), 793 nucleotides. RefSeq names its product Cbp/p300 interacting transactivator with Glu/Asp rich carboxy-terminal domain 1 (gene CITED1). The transcript is spliced from 3 exons. Gene Ontology annotation, molecular function: transcription coactivator activity. NCBI's taxonomy places the organism in Eukaryota, Metazoa, Chordata, Mammalia, Dermoptera, Cynocephalidae. The record is from RefSeq and is a predicted model, not a curated record. Gene Ontology annotation, cellular component: nucleus. Gene Ontology annotation, biological process: melanocyte differentiation; regulation of DNA-templated transcription. Bases 182 to 769 code for a protein of 195 amino acids.
GCUGCCGAGAGGAGGCUCGUUCUGCCCGGCUGCCCUCCCGCAGCCCGCCGGCGAGGGGCCGUUCCCGGCGAGGAGGAAGAGGGCAGAGUAAGGCACAGCACCCGCUCGAGCCCUCCCACAACAGCUCCAGCUGACAGCGUCACCUCCCACCAAUUUAUCCAACUUCUGCCAAGGCUUUGAAAUGCCAACUAUGUCGAGGCCUGCACUUGAUGUCAAGGGUGGCACCUCACCUGUGAAGGAGGAUGCCAGCCAAGAGAUGAGCUCUCUCACCUACUCUAACCUUGGGGUGAAAGACCGCAAAGCAGUGGCCAUUCUGCACUACCCUGGUGUAGCCUCAAACGGAACCAAGGCCAGUGGGUCUCCCACUAGUUCCUCGGAAUCUCCAUCUCUAAUAGGCUCUCCUACCGCCAGCCCUCCCACUAAAACCCCACCCUUCAACCUGCACCCAGCCCCUCACCUGUUGGCCAGUAUGCAGCUGCAGAAACUUAAUAGCCAGUAUCAUGGGAUGGCCACUGCCACUCCAGGCCAACCCGGGGAGGCAGGUCCCCUGCAAAAUUGGGGCUUUGGGGCUCAGGCGGGAGGGGCAGGGUCACUCUCUCCUUCUACUGGUGCCCAGAGCCCUACUAUCAUUGAUUCGGACCCGGUGGAUGAGGAGGUGCUGAUGUCGCUGGUGGUGGAACUGGGAUUGGACCGAGCCAAUGAACUUCCAGAGCUGUGGCUGGGGCAGAAUGAGUUUGACUUCACUGCAGACUUUCCAUCUGGCUGCUGAUGCCAAGUGUCUCUAAAGAUGGAG